AUGGCGGCUCGAGCUGCCGAGAAGAUGUAUGCGGAUCGGAAGGUUCGGGAUUCGAAGUUUGCUAUUGGUGAUCAGAUCUCGAUAUUGGAGCUUGGGGAUACUGUUCUUGGAGUCAAAUUGAAGAAAUUCUUGGAGCUUCUGCCUGAAUAUCCUAGGGUAGCAUGGAAGCGUAUGAUGUAUAAAAAUGCUGCUAGACCUAAAGUUGUAUUUACUAUGUGGCUGCAGCAUCAAGGGAAACUACUUACUACUGGCAGAUUAGAAAAAUGGGGAAUUACAGUGGAUCCAAUUUGUGCUCUAUGUCAAGCUCAUUUGGAAUCUAGAGAUCACUUAUUUGUGGAAUGCACCUUUGCUAGGCAAUUGUGGAGCACACUAUUGACAUGGCUACAGAGACAGCCCAGAUUUUCAAAAUUGUCUAUGCUGAAUGUGGUUAUGCCAUCUGGAGAGAGAAACAAAAGAAUAUUUGAGCAAAAAUCUAGAGACUGGGAGCCUAUUGCCAGGGAAGUAGCAUACAUGUGUAACGCCAGAGCAUCCUAUGGACUUCAAUCCUUACUGCACAUCUUCUUCUUUUAG
Messenger RNA from Lycium ferocissimum, 570 nucleotides. RefSeq lists its product as uncharacterized. Bases 1 to 570 code for a protein of 189 amino acids. The transcript has 3 exons. Lineage: Eukaryota; Viridiplantae; Streptophyta; Magnoliopsida; Solanales; Solanaceae. The record is from RefSeq and is a predicted model, not a curated record.